This is a messenger RNA of Spizellomyces punctatus DAOM BR117, 594 nucleotides long. RefSeq lists its product as uncharacterized. Bases 1 to 594 code for a protein of 197 amino acids. The record is from RefSeq and is a predicted model, not a curated record. The transcript is spliced from 3 exons. NCBI's taxonomy places the organism in Eukaryota, Fungi, Chytridiomycota, Chytridiomycetes, Spizellomycetales, Spizellomycetaceae.
AUGGCUAGCUCUGAGCAGGUCCAUGUCGUUGAUGCUGUCAUCAAGGACCAUAAGCAUAUUGAUGCCUACUACAAACAAUACCGUGCUAACGAAGGCAAUCCUCCGGAGCAACAAAAAUGGGCCAAUCAACUGUUUUGGCAAAUCGCCGUCCAUUCUAUCGCAGAAGAGCUGACCGUGUACCCAGCAUUCGAGCAGUACGUCCCUGACGGCGUCGCCAUAGCUGAAAAGGAACGUAGCCAGCAUCAGCAAGUCAAAGACGAUUUGUAUCAACUGCAAAACAAGUCUGUUGGGCAGGAUGCCGAUUUUGUUCCCCUAAUGGAGAAGAUGAUGAAUGAAUUGACCGAGCACAUUCAGCAAGAGGAGACCACGGAUAUGCCCAAGUUAAGAGAGGCUAUCAGUAACGACGACGCUCUCAGAUUAGGUAGAGACUUUGAAAUGACAAAAUACUUUGUUCCAACUCGGUCCCACCCAUCGGCACCCAACAAGCCUCCUUUCGAAACUGUUGCGGGACUGCUGGCCGCGCCGAUCGAUCGCCUUCGCGACUUGCUCACUAAGUUCCCGAGUGAGCAGGAACUCAAAGCCGUUGAACCUUGA